Doryrhamphus excisus (bluestripe pipefish) is the source of this 2350-nucleotide messenger RNA. RefSeq names its product lipoyltransferase 1 (gene lipt1). Lineage: Eukaryota; Metazoa; Chordata; Actinopteri; Syngnathiformes; Syngnathidae. Gene Ontology annotation, biological process: protein lipoylation. The record is from RefSeq and is a predicted model, not a curated record. Gene Ontology annotation, cellular component: mitochondrion; cytoplasm. Gene Ontology annotation, molecular function: lipoyltransferase activity.
UCUUUGUUUCGUGAUAUUUAAAUGGCAUCGAGAUCAAUAAUUUCUUGCUCAUAUUUGUGUAAAAAUACGUGUGCGAUUUCGAUCCCGAAAUGUGGCUAAGCUGUACAAAGUUAUCAGCAUGAAGCAAGGACAAGUCCCUGACGUCACGCCAUAACGCAGAUGAAGUGAUCAAUGUAAUUUCACAUAAUAGUUUUAAAUGAACAAACACAAUACCAUUUGAAAAUGUAAACAACUGCUAUCGUAUUUAAUUAGAGUCGAUGAUGCAAGUAAUAAUAAUGUAAUAAUAAGUAAAAAUGCCAUUUUUAAUUGUGACAGUGUUACUUGUUAACUUGAAGGUUGACGUCACUGCAUGCCUGUGUCACCCAUUCAUCCCAUUUCUUUAUCGCUUAUCAUUAUCCUUGUUUUAAUUUUCCACUAUGUGGAGGUGACUACCAUGUUCUCAAACAUUGGAAGGUCAUUGUCUCUCUUCAGACGCUCUUCGGGUGGCUGCGGUUGUCCAACAGUCGCUCGGGUAACCCGGGCCUGCAGUAGUCUGCUGACUGACAGCAGCAGAGGGCUUGUCCUGUACUCCCAGUCCACAGACGUCUAUGAGAACCUUUCCCUGGAGGACUGGAUCGAGGCCCAUGUAGACCUGCAGCAACGCAACAUCCUGCUCCUGUGGCGCAACAGGCCAGCCGUGGUCAUAGGGCGACACCAGAACCCCUGGAAGGAGUGCAACCUGUCACUCAUGAAGCAUUCGGGGAUAACGUUAGCCCGAAGGCGAAGUGGUGGAGGCACUGUGUUCCAUGACCUUGGGAAUCUUAACAUUACCUUCUUUGCGUCGAAGAAGGCGUAUGACCGCCAGAGGAACCUGAAGGUCAUCACUGAGGCUCUGAAAAGUCUCCGACCCGGACUGGAGGUCGAAGCCACUAAAAGGCUGGACAUCUUUCUGAAGGGGCAUUACAAGAUCUCAGGAAGUGCAUCGAGAAUCAGCAGGAAGUCAUCAUACCAUCACUGCACACUCCUGCACUCAGCUGACCACUCUGCCCUCUCCACUGUGUUGCGCUCGUCCUGCCAAGGUCUCUGCAGCAACGCCACGCCCAGUGUGCCUUCACCCGUGGCUAAUCUGACGGACUAUGACCCCACGCUGCAGUGGAAAGAGCUGUUGGAUGCAUUGGCAGACCAGUACAGUGCAGAGUUUGGUAUCAACUCCGCAAAGACUCUUGUGAAUCCAGCUGAUGAGUCGGCAUUUCCAGGUCUCAGCAGGGCGGCGGAAGAACUGCGAGGAUGGGACUGGGUAUUUGGAAAGACACCAAAGUUCAGUGUCCAAACGCCGCUGAAACUGACCGAUGACUGUUCAUCGGAUAAAGACACGGCACGGCUGUGUUUAGAGGUCAAGAAUGGCCUGAUUGAGAACUGCAACUUGGACCUUCCGACUGAUUGGCUUCCACGUGGCCUCAGCAGCAAGCUGAGCGCGGUGCUGGAAGGAGAGCGAUUUUGUCCGCAACGUGUAGCUGCAGCUUUUUCUGUGCUGUUGCACUGUGAGAGCGGAGAGCAACAGAACAGACUGCAGAGACUAUGUGACGCCAUAUUGGCUGUCAUGGGCUGAAAGAAUUUCUUGGCAGGCUUCUGAAAGAAAUUUCCGGGUUCUGCCAUGAAGUUAACACUGACAAAUAAAAUCAGUGAGCAAUAGUGCACAAACAACGUUGGGUGGGCUGCAUUUGAAGGAGCCAUCAAAUUGGGACAAACUGGGACAACCGUCAUAAUGAUGUCAUUUGUCAAGUGUGUCAUUGAACUGACCAGUGCUGACUCCAGGCUGCAGAGUAAUUCCAGUUGAAUUGGUUGGUUUUCUUCCAUGCGGAGACCUCAGCCCUGCACUACAAGCAAGUUUAGGAUAUCGCCAAAUAUUCAAGAUGUGAGAUAAGCAGUACUACGAACAUUGAUAACAAUUUUAUAACAACAAGGAUUUUUAAUUCGCAAAAAGGGCCACUGUUAGCAACAACAGUUGACCAAUCACAAGCAUGAACAAUGAAGCACAGUCUCUUACUUCACUCAGGAAGAACAAUCCAUUAUAUCAAGUGUGAUGAAUAUUAAAAAAUGACUUGAUAAAGGAAACACGCUUGUCGCUGCUCAAUACAAGAGAGAAGGCUGUCAGAAUGUAUGCGUCAAUGUAUACUACCUUUAACAAACACAGAUAAUAUACAUUUGGCCUGCAAUACAUUACCGCUACUGAUUACUGGUGAAGUUGAACUUUUUGUUUCAUUCUAUCAGAGUCAGGGAAAACUUGAGCAAAUAAAAAUGAAAUAUAACAAUAAUAUUCAAAUCGGUUAUGUUACAAUAAAAUAACAUUUUUCUGGAGAAGGAUAAAGUG